This is a messenger RNA of Notothenia coriiceps (black rockcod), 2436 nucleotides long. Its product is annotated as probable fructose-2,6-bisphosphatase TIGAR A. Lineage: Eukaryota; Metazoa; Chordata; Actinopteri; Perciformes; Nototheniidae. The coding region runs from base 276 to 1088 and encodes 270 amino acids. Gene Ontology annotation, molecular function: fructose-2,6-bisphosphate 2-phosphatase activity. Gene Ontology annotation, biological process: regulation of pentose-phosphate shunt; negative regulation of glycolytic process. The transcript has 6 exons. The record is from RefSeq and is a predicted model, not a curated record. Gene Ontology annotation, cellular component: cytosol.
CAUAGUACAGUAAUAUGUGGAAAAAAUCAUGUAAAAAAACUAGUACUUUAUGUUAAACUAAAAGACUUAAAAGUCUUGAAAAGUUUUGGAUAUUUGAAAAGGUGUGUAUAUUGUUAAAUUGUAAGAUUAUUGUACCCAAAGCAGGAUAAGAAAAGUAAAACAUAAAUGACCCUGUUGGCUUCCCAUAGCUCCCGAAAGGUUUCAAGUUCACGCUCUCUCCAUUUGCGAGAAGUGUACUGUAGUCGUCUUCAGGACACCUUUGAAACCAAAAGUCAAUGCGAUAUUCUUCCGUCGUUAACUUGCAGCAGAGCAUGAAGGCGCUAACAUUUGGACUAACUCUUGUUCGACAUGGAGAGACACAGUACAACAAAGAAGGCUUGCUACAAGGUCAGCUCAUCGACGCCCCCCUGUCAGAGAGCGGACUGCAGCAGGCCGAGGCCGCAGGCUGCUACCUGAAACACGUCCUGUUCAGCAACGUGUUCGUCAGUGACAUGUUGCGGGCCCGCCAGACUGCUGAAACAAUUAUGAAACACAACACCAGUUGUCUUGGUCUGCAGGCUGUGUGGGACCCUUUACUUAAAGAGAAAAGCUUUGGGACAGCGGAGGGGGGGCGGGUGCAGGACCUGAGAGAGAUGGCCAAGGCAGCCGGGCAGACCUUCCUAGACUUCACCCCUCCAGAAGGGGAGACUCAGGAGCAGGUGAAGGAGCGGGUCAAAGAGUUUGUGGAGAAAAUGCUCCAGAAAAUUGGGGCCGAACACUGGCAGGACAGAGGGGUGGAGGAAACGAGCCCACCUGUUCCAGCAGAAACAAGUCCUGUGGAGGGGACGGCAGACGACGGGGUGAGGGGGGUCCCGGUCCACGCUCUGGUGGUCACACACGGGGCCCUCAUGUGUGUGGCCCUGCGCUUCUUUGUGGACGAGCUACAUUGCUCCGUGCCUCCGGGUUCUAGCAAAGAACAUGUGUUCUCAUUGAGUCCGAACACAGGUCUGUGUCGGUUCAUAAUCACCGUGAGAAAGGAGGAACACACGUUCAAACUGUCAGGGAUCCACUGUGUGUUCGUCCACCGAGGGGACCAUGUGCAGCAGUAGGAGCUGGAGGUGUUACAGAAAGGAAUAUGAGGGUAAGAGGAAAGUGAGACACACAAUGUGGAGAAACACAAACCUCAGAAUUGAUUCGUAGUUGUUCAAUACAAGCAUGUUUUGACAAGUUAAAUAUCAAAGAAAAAGAUGUAGGUCAAGUAUUUAGGUGCAGUUUAUUUUGAAGGAUGUCUUAAUCGAUAAUUUUUUCCUCCAUUCAAGUUAUUCGACUUCUGUUUUUGUUGUUAAUCACAACAUCAGAUAUUAAAGAGUCAUACCAAUACCAGUGAAAUUCCAUGAAACGCAAUACCAAAUUCAAUACAAGGAUGAAGGAAAUCAAAACAAUAAAUCCCAUGUUCUGUACUUCAACGUUUUGCAUAUUUAUUUAGUUAGGAAGUUGAAAAGAUAUCCAUUUUAAGUUGCUGAAAAAAUGAAUCCUUUUAACAAAUGUAUUUGUUUCUCAUAGCAAAAAUAUAACUGAAAAGAACAUGAACUCUUCAUAAUGUAAUUCAUGGAACCUUACUUGUUUAACCUGCUGCUAACGUCAACUUGUUUAAAAUGUAGCAUUAUCAAUAUAAAAAUGGACGCCGGUGGAAGAUCUCUGUAUCUUGGGACACAUAGUAUGAAACCCAGCCUGGAGUGGGGGAGUUUAAUAGUUUGAAAUCUUUAAAGCCAAUACUAAUCAGACAAAUAACGCCUUGAUCAGCUUCAAUACGAUUCUUUGAGAUCGAAUCGGGACAAUCCCUAUUCUUAAAAUCUCAAAAAAUCUAAAUAUAAUUUAGAAUGCUCGAAUAAUUAUUCAGAAAUCUAGUUUAAAACAAGAUAUGGAUUAAAUAUUAAAUGAACAAAUGUUGCCAGAUAUAUACAGCAGCAUACAACAAAAUGCAUUUAAUCCUGAGUCAUGCUUUGAGCACUAUGUUCCUGUCUGGCUGUUCAUUACUGUAAAAAUAGGCAGCUUCUGCGCUAAUGAGUCCAUGUUGCUAUAUUUACUCUCCGGAAGCUCACAGAACCUACGUAGGAGCACGGAGCAGAACUGCUGCCAUGUUGACUUUUUGGAAAUGAGUGACUCUGUCGGGAACUAACACUUUGGUCAGCAAGGGGCAAAUGUAUAAGACUGCAUACAUGCCAUAUUUGUUUUACUGUAGCAUGUAUGUUCACUCUACUGGUCAUCCCUCUCUGAAAUCAUUUAUCGACUACUGAACUGGAUUGUAUGCAAAACAAUGUACGUAUGCAAUGGCUCUUACUGCCGUGAUUACAUCAUUGAAAAUACUUUAUUAUAUCAAAUAAUGCUCUUAGACUAACAUUUGUCAUUACAUUUGUAUAAUUAAUAAAUGUGGCUUUUACAUGUGUCUGUUUGAAA